AUGAUUCACAAUUUCAGCCUGAGAAAAAUGAAUAGUGUAAAGAACCAAAUGGUGCCUGCCAUGUUGGAGAUGCAGACGGCCCAGGUGGCCCCAGUGCACGCCACAAGCAACAACACACAAAUGUGCGUAGGGAAGGAAGACAUUAACAACAUUUACUUGGACAUCCUAAAUAUACAUGACUCGAUUGUGAAUCAUUUACAAACGAUAACAAUUCAGGUUUAUAACAUGGUGGAGCAGUCUAUACUCUCCUCAUGUAGGGAAGACUCAUGUAAAGAAUUACACACUGGAGGAGCCCACACACAACGUACCGGCCCUACCCCUAUGGCUUGCUGCAUUAAUGUCACCAAUGAUGAAGGGAGUGACUCAGCAAGAGGGGGUGUUGUGUCUUUCUCAAAUGGAUCCAUGCGUACCCAGGGACAGCAGCCUUGUACACAUGUAGACACAACAUCACACGUAAAGAUAGAAACAGCGGAAGGAAAUAACAGUAGUCCUUCUGAGCAUGAAAAUGUAGGGCACGGAAGGAUGCAAAGUAAUGAGGUGGACAGACUAGUGAACAGUUUGGAACAGGGCAUGAUGGACCCAACCCAGCACGGAAGAAUUAACAACACCGUAAAUACAUAUAUGCAUGGGGAAUGUAACGAAAGGGAAGAAAAUAUUCCAUCGAGUGGUAGUGCAAACGAGUUGAAGUGCUCUAAUGAGCUAGCUAAAAUGACAUCCAAUUACGAUGCGCCAGUAGAGUUAAUCAUUAACAAAAUUGAACCCAAGGGAACCAAACGUGAAAUGUUCCAUGAGGAGAAUACGCACAAGGGUGACCAAACAAAUGUAGAACAAGUGAUAAAGGAAAAUAAACUAAACCUGAGGAAGCACAUUGUCCUGAUGGAACUUUUAAAGUACGUCUUGGUGCACUCAAAUAAUUCACAAGCUGAUUUGCAUAAAGACAAAAUUGUGAAUUCACAAAUGAGAGGUAACAAUGACAUGCACAAGUUAAAAAGGGAUCCCGAUUUUUUAAAAAUGAAUUUAAACUCAGGUGAGAGCAUCUGCUGUGAUCAGAAUUUUUCAAAGGUGGACUUGUCCAGCAUUAACAUUAAGUACCUUAAUAUUAUAAGCUACUACAUGGACUUACUUUCCCCCUUCAAUAAGUUCCACGGGGAGAAGCGGGCUGGCGACGGCAAGUGCGCGCCAACAUGGGUCGAUGCAGAUGAUGACGUGGAUGGACGCGAGCAGCUCACUCUUGUGAGGAAGAAGCUGGACGACCUUGCACUCAAUUAUGACGACCUCGUGGAGGAUAUCCUACAGAAUAACAACGUUAACGGUUUUACUGAAAGCUACUUGUACGCUUUGAAGGAUAAAAUUCUGCAGGGGGAAUUUACACACGAAGUAGCAACUGGCAUGCCUGGGGGAGAUCCGGAAAGGCUCAGCAGGAUCCUCCUGAGUGAUCUUAAGAGGCAACCAAAUGGGAAUGAGCACAGUGGACUGUACGUCACGGAUACUUCCAUUGGGAGUGGUGCCGUUUUAGACAGACACACCCCAUAUAGCCAUUUCUCGCAUGCCGUCGCAAGCGGUAGUGAACGUCCCAACGAGGACUUCCUGCGUAGCGUGAACCCCUUCCCUGGUGGCAACAUUCAGAUGGGGGAAGUUCCAAAUUGGGCCCCCUCCAAUGGGAGUAAGACAAGUAUGGCAACUCUAGCCCAUAGACCUGGCAGAAAUAACCCAAUUGGCCAAAAAGCCGUCCAUCACAACAUCUGCGUGCCGAAGGGCUAUACCUUCACGGAGGAAGGAGGGGCCCUGUACAGUGGGAGAAGGAGAAGCGGUGAUGAGAAUCUAAACGCUUACGACAACAUGAUGUGUGACAGUGCGCAGAGUUACCAUCAUCUCUACAAUAACAACGAUGGAGGAAGUACCUCUAAUCAUAUUAGUUCAACAGACAUGAAUUACGCGCACGUAGUAGGGGCGGGUCUUCCAGGGGUGGGGGUAAAACAUUUGGUGAAACAAAUUUCGAAGGAACACACGGAGAAUUCAAAGAAGCCAAUUUUUGAUGACACCAUGAUGAAUUAUGAUCCCUACUCUGCACCCACCAUGUACAUACAGGAGAGUAAUUUCAAUCCGCAAGACAAAUACAAUAAAAAUGCGCACGAUCCUUAUGGGCAAUAUUAUAAGGGGGGGUAUUAUUAUGCAGGGGGGAAAGAAGGCUUCAUCAAUUAUCCAGGUAAUUUUAAAAAUGGCCUAAAAAUGGAAGGGAAAGGAGAAUACGUCAUGGGCGGAUCAGAAAAUUUCACGUGUGCAGGUCAGAAUUAUUCGAAUGAUACGCACAGUGGCGAUUUGUGGGGGUACCGCCACCAUGUCGGUAGUACGCUUCAUGAGCAGGGGAGGGAUCAUUACGAUGCGAAUGACCCACGCAGAUUGUCACCAGGAACAAGAAUCAUCCCACAUGGGGAACAGAAUCAGGAUGUCGCGUUUGCCUGUCCCCCUCAGAGGAAUAUAAAAAAUGGAACAAAACUGAAAUUCGUUGAUGGGGUGGCAGGGGGGGAGGCAGAUGCGAGGGGAAUGAAACACCUUGAAGGGGAUAAGAGUGGUGAAGACGAGGAGGACAAUUCGAAUACUUCACAUCCGCCACAUGCUCAAAGCGGAAACAGCGAGGUGCGUCAUCACCACCAUGGGGAUUCCAGAAGGGGCGCGGAAAAGACAUACUCCAAAGUGAGGAGCAACAAAUGUGAUAGCAGUUACUACACAAACGACAAGCACUUCUUCAGUGCUAACCCUAGCUUUGAUGAUUGGGCAAAUGAUGAAGGUGCGUAUGCACACGGCUUUAAUGCCAAUAGUGGAAAUCUUUACAGUGGAGGUGAAUUUAAAAGGACGAUGUUUGAUGGGCAAUUUUAUAUGCAAAACAAAGGAGGAGAGCAGAUGGACAAUGCUUUCCUGAACAGGGACAAGGACUCGUCGAUGAGGAAAAUGCCCACGAGUUCUUUUGUCGAGUUACACCACACAAAUGGCAAAGAUAUUCUGGGUACACAAUUAUGUGAUUACUUGUGCAGGAGCAACAGCCUCAGUACUUAUAAUAGGCCAUCGAGUAGCUUUUCCCUUUAUGCGCAUCGCCUUCGGGAUGGGUUGCCCAGCUGGGACCAGCAAAAUCAUAAUAGCCGUACCAACGGAGGCACAAAUUAUACGUGCGGUAAAAAUAGGCAAAGCAAUGAUGAACAGAGCAACGGAAGACACAAUAACGACACGGAUGGAAGAGGCAGCAAUAAUGGAGGGAGGUACAGGCACAGUGGCGGCGGUGGAAACAACGGAGUUAGCCGAAGCAAUGAGAGCGGCAGUAAUGAUAACGAUGGUGAUGAGGACAAAAAUGGGGACCGUCGACAUAGGGGGAGAAAGGAUUAUUACGAUGACAAGGAAGACGAGGAAGAGGAAAAUGAAAAUGACGGACGUGGCAAGGACCAUUGUGCCGACCAUACCAAUCAACACACUUUGCAAAAUGGUGGAGAAAAACGAACAAACAAUCAGCGUAAUAAUUCUGAAAAUGCUGCUCAUGAUCCUAAUGCACAUUCGCUCAGGAACGAAGGGGUGGAAUCCUUUCUGCAAGAUCACCAACUGAUGGAGUCAAACAUAGACAGAGCGAAGUAUAAGGGGCAUGGGAACAGUUCGGGGGCCCCAAACCGGGUCGGAGUGCAGCAGAGCACGGGCGUAGCUGGCGGGGCGAAUCGAACAAGUCGGCCUAGCCAAUCGGGCCUCCCUGACAGUGCCACAUUGGGCAGCUCGUGUAAUUUCAUUCCCUUUGGCGGCCAAGUCAGCUUCCCUGACCCAGCCAACUACGGCCAUUAUGGGGGGUUCGAGAAUUUUGCAAACAACUACGGUGGGUAUACCAACUUUGGCGACCGCAGUUAUGGAAGUUACUCCAACUGCGGCAAUUUCUGCAGCUCGUACAGUAGGGGUAGAGAUGGCAGGGGCGACAGGGUAGUAGGGAGAAGUGCCCUAACGCAUAGCAGCACGGAGGCGUCAGAUGAAUUGAGGAUUCGAACCGGUGCAGGUUGUCCUGUGGGCCCAAACGACCAGGUGCAGUUUCACAACCAGGGAAAUAAGCCGAUUCGCAGCCCGAUGAGCAGCCCCAUGAAGAACGAAAUGUACGCCCCGAACAGCGCAGGGGAAAGAAACAGAAGGAACUCUAAACCGCGCAUGGAGAAAAUGGUCGAGAAAAACGAAAGCAUGGAACAUGAUUUAAUGAACUUCACAAACAGUGCAUACGUGGACAUACACAAAAUAAUACGAAAUGAUGAUUUGUUGAAGAAUGAGUUGUCCGGAUUGGAAGAGUCUCUCAAGGUAGCCAAUGCAGAGACAAAAGGUGGUAAAAAAAAUACAGCCAAAUAUAACUCCAAUGAAUUAGAAAUUUUAAUGAUGUAUGACAGUUGCAAAAGCAUGCUUAAGUCAUGUAAUAUGUUACGGAGUGAAGAGUUAAAGAAUACAGAUGGGGAUGAGUACCUGGUUAAUGAGAAGUGUAUCCCGGCCAACGUUUUAACAAACAGUGAUAUGAUGAGCGACAGUUUGAAUGCGGACAUAGAAAAAAUAAUUGACAUAAUGAGCACAAACAUGCAGGUAAAAAGCAAAGACAAGAAGAGGAAGCUGAGCUCCAUCAGCUGUCCCCCAAACGACCGCACAUUUCCCAACGGGGAGAAGAAAGCAGAGUGUGUAGGGGACAAAUGUAACUCCAAAAAAAUGCCAAGAAAUUCUGAAGACAAAAGGAAAAAGUACCAAAAAAUGGAUAUAAGGACACUAAACAAAAAUGUGCAGAAAAAUAAAGAGGUAUGUAAAAAUUGCUACAUCCAUUAUGAUAAUAGCAAAUGCAGUUACAUACUGACUUUCAUAAAUAGGAAGCAGAAGAAACAAAGGAAACUCUUCCCCGUCAAUCCAAGCGAAAAGGAUGAGGCCUACGUCAUUCAAAUUAUGAAUUAUAUUGAGAAACUAAAGGAACAGGAAAAAAUUUUUGGAAUUAGUAAAAAUGACGAAAUGGGGGCCCUGCAAAGGGGAGAAGCUGCUAAUCUGCAAAGAAGUGAGGGAGGAAAAAGCGGCUCAGACAGACGCAAUUACGACAAAGAUCAACAGGGGCAGAAAAAACACAUGGCCAGCGAACCAUACGCAGAAGGACACGUUCCAAAGAAAAACGAAAUGUGCUCAACCAACCUAAAUUUGUUAAACAAAAAAAUGAAUAACUUUCUAAGUGGCAUAAACGAUCAGAUGUACAUGGAUCCCCAAAUGAAUUUCAUCCCAGAGCAGCACCUGCCAUUUGUUCAGAACGUAGGAGGAAAUCCUAAUGUGAACCACGUGAAUUUAUAUGACGAUGUGAAUACCCCAUCUGGGGUUGAUUACAUGAACUUUAAUUUACUCAACGAUGGGAACUCAUUUGAAAAUCUACACCUAAUGAACCCAUGCACAAACAGCGUCCAAAAUUUAAACCCUUUUUUUAAGAUGCAUUCCAAGAAGGGUGAUUUCUCCACCCAGAUGAAUGACCAAUAUGUGGGGGAUGUCAUGGGGGAAAUCGCACGAGGAGAGGUCAGCGCAGGGGGAGGAGAUAGUGUUCAUGGAGGGGUGGCCACAGAUAUAAAUAACAACAGCAGCAGUUGCCGGAACAUCACUUCAGGAAUGAACAAUCUUGAGGGCCGGCGAGGGAAUAGAGGUGGCUGUCAGGUCAGUGGGGGCAGCCACAACCGUGGGAGCCCCUUCACACCCAACGUGUACGAAAAUGCCAUGAUGCAUCAGACCAUGAAGAACGUCAUGUACCAAGGUGAUAAUAACCAGGCGAUAAAUCACCAGAAGGCUCGAAGUAGUGGCAGCCCUACAAACCCUAACGACCAAUUCAGCCCCAUGAAUAUAUUCACCAACCCAAAUUUCUCCAACUACAACCAGAGUAAUAUGGCCAAUAGUUGCGAAAGCGAAAUGAUACAUAAUUACAAUUCAGUGAUGAAUGAGUAUGGGGAUAGCAUGCUCGUGGACUCAACCUACGACAGCGACCGUGUCGCUGCAGGAGGGCGUACCAUGCAGAACAACGAGUGA
Messenger RNA from Plasmodium fragile, 6042 nucleotides. RefSeq lists its product as uncharacterized. NCBI's taxonomy places the organism in Eukaryota, Apicomplexa, Aconoidasida, Haemosporida, Plasmodiidae. The transcript is spliced from 2 exons. The record is from RefSeq and is a predicted model, not a curated record. Bases 1 to 6042 code for a protein of 2013 amino acids.